Messenger RNA from Anopheles darlingi, 1588 nucleotides. It is a transcript of the gene Arp6, whose product is annotated as actin-related protein 6. The transcript is spliced from 4 exons. The coding region runs from base 185 to 1405 and encodes 406 amino acids. The record is from RefSeq and is a predicted model, not a curated record. NCBI's taxonomy places the organism in Eukaryota, Metazoa, Arthropoda, Insecta, Diptera, Culicidae. Gene Ontology annotation, molecular function: nucleosome binding. Gene Ontology annotation, cellular component: Swr1 complex.
AUCACGGCAAGAUAUUCAUAUAUACUCCGACAAUUACGGCAUGUGGCCUUAGUAGACCAUAUUCUCAGUAACUGGCGAAGGCUCAGGAGUCUGUGCAGGGGAAAAUCCUUAUUGAAGAAGAAGAGCGCACGGGGCGACGCCGAGAAAUCUUGCAGAAACCGAGAAGCUUCCCUCGCAGUGGAAAAUGGGCGACGGAAAUGUUUUUAUCCUUGAUAAUGGUGCCUUCUACGCGAAACUGGGAAUGUCGGAUGAGGACGAACCAAAAACGAUCCUCAACUGUAUAACAAAAGCCAAGUCCGAGCGCCGACGGCCUUUCGUUGGCAACCAGAUCGACGAGUGUCGCGAUGUGUCGGGCCUGUUUUACAUCCUGUGCUUCCAACGGGGCUACCUCGUGAACUGGGAUGUGCAGAAAACGGUGUGGGACUACUUCUUCAGCUCCGAGUGCUAUCCGGUUCAAUUUUCCGAAACACCACUGCUGAUCACAGAGGCUCUAUUCAACUUUGGUUCCAUCCAGGAGGCCAUGCUAGAAAUCCUGUACGAAGAGUAUGACUGUGAUGCGGUCUGCAAAGCUACGGCGGUUGAUUUAGCGGCCUUCAACUACACACAUGGUCCUGAGACGAUGGACCGCAAGAAACCCCUGUGCUGUGUGGUGGUCGAGACGGGGUUCAGUUUUACUCACAUCGUUCCCUUCAUCAAGGGGACCAAGGUACGGGAAGCGAUUCGACGGAUCGAUGUCGGUGGCAAGCUGUUGACGAACCACCUGAAGGAGAUCAUCUCGUACCGGCAGCUGAACGUGAUGGACGAAUCGCACGUCAUUAAUCAGGUGAAAGAGGAUAGCUGCUUCGUGUCGCAGAACUUUGUGGAAGAUAUGCGCAUCGCCCGGAAGCGCUUCCCGGACAAUACGAUUGUGAGGGAUUAUAUGCUUCCGGAUUAUACGCAGAUCAGGCGAGGCUUUCUACGGAAACCCAACGAACAACCAUCGGAAGCUGUCGAAGGAGGAGAAGAGUUGCAAGCGAUCCGGUUAGGUAAUGAGCGAUUCGUUAUCCCGGAGAUACUGUUCCAUCCAUCGGACGUCGGUAUACAGCAGAUGGGAAUCCCGGAAGCGAUCGUUGACGCGAUCAAUGCCUGCCCUGAAGAAACUCGGCCACAUCUGUUCGCCAACAUACUCGUGUGCGGUGGGUGUGCACUUUUCCCGGGCAUGCAGACGCGAGUGGAGAAGGAUGUACGAGCGUUAGCUCCAGACGAGUACGAAGUGAAUGUGUUGGUGCCAAAGAACCCUAUAACGUACGCCUGGCAGGGUGGUAAACAGUAUUCGCAGUCUCUCAGCUUCCUAAAGUCCUGUAUGAGCCGCAACCAGUACGAGGAGUACGGCACGAAGCAUCUGGUGGAGAAGUACGAGAGCUAGCGCAGAAGGAAACGAUAGGGCACGCAGAUCGUGGUUUGUCAGGGAGCUAUCAGCGCGUGAUUAGCAGGCCCUGGCGUUUCUCCGAUGCUAGAGAAUGAAAGGAUCCAUCAACGCAAAUGCACUAGGGUGUGGCGAUAGUGGACGAAACAGAUGCCUCAUGCAGGAUGCGUGCCAGAGAUGUGG